CAUGCGUAGUAGUAGUGAGUGUAACGGCUCGGCAGGCUACCGACACUGAAUGAGAAAAGCACUGAUUUAAACUCCAUAAAAAUGAUGAAAUUCUUACCUAAACUACUGCUGCUAUUGCUGCUAGCCUUCCCGGCGACUUUCCUCAUCAAAGGGCCGGCGGUGAGCGCUCAGGAUCUGACUGAGGAUGAGGAGGCCGAGGCCGUGGAUGAAGACGUGGUGGACGACGUGACGGCCGAGGAUGAGGACGAUGAAGCCGAGGUGGAAGACGACGAAAACACGGAACUGACGGAAGAAAAAGAAGAAGAAGAAGAAGAAGCGUUGGUAGGAGAGGUGAAGGCUUCUCCCAACGCUGACACCACCAUCCUGUUCGUUAAAGGAGACACUUUUCCGGCCAACAACAUCGUGAAGUUCUGCUCGGCUUCACCAACAAAGGAGCGGGAGAACUUCGUGGUGGAGUCUCUGGACGCUUCUUUCCGUUACCCACAGGAUUAUCAGUUCUUCAUCCAGAACUUCACGGCUCUGCAGCUCGGCAGUGUUCCUCCCAGCAAACAGGCGACCUUCGAGUAUUCCUUCAUCCCCGCCGAGCCGAUGGGAGGAAGACCCUUCGGACUCGUCAUCAACCUCAACUACAAGGACGGCAACGGAAACAUUUUCCAGGAUGCAGUUUUCAACCAGACGGUGACGAUCACUGAGAGAGAGGACGGACUGGACGGAGAGAUCUUCAUGUACGUCUUCCUCUCAGGUCUCGUGCUGGUCGUCGUUGGUCUUCACCAGCUGAUGGAGUCCAGAAAGAGGAGGCGUCCGGCUCCUAAAGUAGAAAUGGGAACUUCGAGCCACAACGACGUCGACCUGAGCUGGAUCCCUCAGGAGACGCUGAACCAGAUCAUGCAGAGUCGUAGAGGUGAGGUCUGCUUCCUGUCUCCGUGUGUUUCAAAUCUUCCAUCUUUAUUAUUAUUAUUAUAAUGAAUCUAUAAAUGUGUGUUCAUGGUGCAGAUGCUCUGAUUUAAACUCAACAUGAGUCUUUAAUGUUUGAUAAGUAUGUUUUAAACUCUUCAGAGCAUCUUUGCCUCAUGAUGAAAUCUGAUUAAAUGAAUAUAAAUAUGAAGUUUAAACAUUUUAAAGCUGAUUUAUUUGCAUGUAGACUCAGUUUGAUGUUUUAAAUGAUUGAUUAAUGAAGCGUCAGCCUGUCAAAAUGAUUUUUAAAUGAUUAUAAAUGUUAAAAAUUGUGAUUUAAUUUUUAAUUAAGUGCAAAUUUACACGUUAACAACACAAAUAAUUAAUCAAUAAGUUUAAUUUUUCCUCCUGAAAUCAGAAUCUGAGCUGAUAAUAAAUUAAUAAACUCUUUAAAUCUUUAUUAAAACACCUGAAUGAUGUUUUAUAAUCCAGCUCUGAUAUAAAUUCUACUUUUUAAUGAAGUUAUAAAUGUUCAGUUUUUGUUGACUUGGUCAGAAAUAUGAUGAUUUAUAUUUAUAUUUAUAUUAUUAUAAUUAUGUUUG
Messenger RNA from Scomber scombrus (Atlantic mackerel), 1496 nucleotides. RefSeq names its product translocon-associated protein subunit alpha-like. Lineage: Eukaryota; Metazoa; Chordata; Actinopteri; Scombriformes; Scombridae. Gene Ontology annotation, cellular component: endoplasmic reticulum membrane; endoplasmic reticulum. The record is from RefSeq and is a predicted model, not a curated record.